AUGUUGGAAAAGGUUGGAGUAAGAGGGAAGGAUAUUGUUGUUCUUGGUGUGGAAAAGAAGUCUGUGGCAAAACUUCAGGAUGAAAGAACUGUACGGAAGAUCUGUGCUCUUGAUGACAAUGUCUGCAUGGCUUUUGCAGGGCUGACGGCUGAUGCCAGAAUAGUUAUAAAUAGAGCUCGUGUGGAGUGUCAAAGCCACAGACUUACCGUGGAGGAUCCUGUCACCGUGGAAUACAUCACGCGUUAUAUUGCUAGUCUGAAACAGAGGUACACACAAAGUAACGGUCGCAGACCUUUUGGUAUCUCCGCUCUUAUCGUGGGAUUUGACUUUGAUGGAACCCCACGGCUGUACCAGACUGAUCCCUCUGGUACAUACCAUGCUUGGAAGGCUAAUGCCAUUGGCAGAGGAGCCAAAUCUGUGCGUGAAUUCCUGGAGAAAAACUAUACUGAUGAAGCCAUUGAAACAGACGAUCUAACUAUUAAACUUGUUAUCAAGGCACUUCUUGAGGUUGUGCAGUCUGGUGGGAAGAACAUCGAGCUGGCGGUGAUGAGGCGAGAACAGCCGCUGAAGAUCCUCAACCCUGAAGAAAUUGAGAAGUAUGUUGCUGAAAUUGAAAAAGAAAAGGAAGAAAAUGAAAAGAAAAAACAGAAGAAAACAUCAUGAUGAUUUUCAUUCAACGGCUUAGCUGCUUCUUUUUAAUUCAAGUGAUGGGUUACUCUGUAUACAACAUGUAGGCAUUCCACUUACUCAUCCUGUGCCCCUCUCGAGACCUACAAUAAACCUACUGAUUUUUUUUUUUAAAACUGUUGUUU
Charadrius vociferus (killdeer) is the source of this 812-nucleotide messenger RNA. It is a transcript of the gene PSMA7, whose product is annotated as proteasome (prosome, macropain) subunit, alpha type, 7. Lineage: Eukaryota; Metazoa; Chordata; Aves; Charadriiformes; Charadriidae. Gene Ontology annotation, cellular component: proteasome core complex; nucleus; proteasome core complex, alpha-subunit complex. The transcript is spliced from 7 exons. The record is from RefSeq and is a predicted model, not a curated record. Bases 1 to 663 code for a protein of 220 amino acids.